AUGGAUCCAAAAACACUUGGCGAUCAGCAUUCCCAAUCUCCGGAAAAGUCCGCACCUUUUACUAAUCUUUGUAAAUUCUAUAUAGAUGCAGACUUUUAUUCUCUAGAGAACCCUUUUUCAAUUUUCAAGACUUCAGGAGGAGCAAAUCCUAAUCUCAGCCCUCAAUUGCAAUCAAAAACUCAAAACUCCAGCCCAAAUCUAAGAAUGGCUGGAUUGCAAAAAUCAGCCCCAAAUAGUCUAAGAAAAGUGAUUCCUCCGCCUACAUAAUUAAAGAUGGUGUUGCUCGAUUUCUGGUCUCCUGACCCGAAAAUUCAUCUUUGCAUAUUUUAAUUAUGAGUUUUGGUUUCCCCUAAUGAAAUUAUCCCAACUAUUCCAAGGAAGCAAAGAGCUGGGUAGUUUUUCAUACCGGACUCCUGACCUUAGGGAAUGGGAUUUUCAAGAAGGGCAACCCAGACGUUGGAUUUAGGGUGCCAUUCAAACCCAAGAAAGUGCUUUAGCUCAUAGAAGAAUCUUCGAAGCCCAAACUUCAAGACUGGCAUUCUCUUUUGGUGAUCAAAAUCCAGACGCCUACACCUUUGGCGGGACCGAGGAAAAUGGCACGAAAUUCGCCCAGAGUGGUGUUGGUGUAGCUGUGAUCGAGCAAACUGAUAGUGGAUGUUAAACUUGUAUAGUCUAUCAAUAGAUUAAGAUUCCUCCACCUCCUGGGUUUGAAUGGGCACAAGACACCGAAUUUAGUGACAAAAGUAGUCAAUCAGAUCAAAAAUGUGACAGCCCUACGUUAAAACUGAUUCAGCAUGAAGAUUCAUAUCAAUCUAUGGAAGAACUUGUAAACGAGCUUAAAAUCUGUAAAAGCAAGCUUUCAAGAGCCGAAAAAGAAGUUGAAAAAUAUAAAAGUUCUUAUUAUACAUUGCUACAAUUGCAAGAUUCUUCCAACGAAUCAAGAGUAGACAAGCUGUUUCAGUAUUUUAAAGUAGACGAAAACCUUAGCGAAUGCAAAACCUGCAAAGAAACUCAUGAAGAAAAUUUAGCUCUGCAUGAAAGAAUUGCGAAAUUUUCAAUUGAGAAUAAUAAAGUUUUGACUAGCUUUCAUGAUCUAUUUACCCAAUUUCAAGCUGUUCAGAAUGAAAAUAGAGAACUUUUAGAAAAAUUCAGGAUGGCAAUGGAAGGGAAACAGGUCACUUUUAAUUGUACAGUUGAUAGAUGCUGCAGCCUUGCCAAAGAGUAUAGAGACCAGCUUUUCAUGAAACAGAGAGAGACAGAAGAAUUGAGGGCUGUUUUAAAUACAAAUGGUAAUAAGCAUGCCUCGAGGUCGAAUAGCACAGAAGAAGGAGACCCUGAGAAGGAAACAAGGCAGUGGCAAAGAAAAGACAGAUCCAACUCUAAUAAACAAGUUACGAUCCUGGAGUGCCAAGAAUGCCUUAAUAAGCAAUUAAGAAUUGCUGAAAAAGAUAGUAUUAUUAAAGAGCUUCAAGAAUCUUUAAGUCCUUCUCCAAUUCAUUCUAGGAGUCUUGAUUCAUAUGCCAGCAAUAAAAAUUUCCAAGUUUUAAAAGAAAGGUUCAGGCAAAAACUUUCAUUUAUCAGAAAUUUAUACUAAAAAUGAUACAAAUAUCUUUAGGUUCGCAAUGCUAGAUUUAUUUACUUAAAGAAUUUAGAAUCCAAAUGGCAAAUAUUUAUCUCUGCUAAUUAAGCAUAUUAUACUUGGAGAGCCAAGACAAAUCGUACUUCCUGGGCAAAAAGCACUGAUUAGUCUUAUUGAAAAAAGAGAAAGUUUGGAAAGAUGGUGGAGUAAAAGAGCUGAGCUUUCCCAAGAAAGCGAAUGGAUAAAAGAAGGCCAGCAACUGAUUUCUCAAACGUGUGUAUUUGCUAAAGAAGCUUUAGAACUGAAGCCAACGAUCAAAGGAAGACCAGGCCGUGAGAUGAGAAUGAGCGUCCACAAGCAAGUUAUUGAAAUUGAGCAGGCCCUCAAUGAUUUGACUUCUUUGACUUCAGAAGUCCAAGAAAUCAAGCGAAUGUUCUUAUCCCAUUUCCUUGAGAAAUCAAAAAUUAUUGUUUGUAAAUAGAGCUAAUUUUUUUGGAAUUAUAAAAAUAUUUUGAUGGUAAAAAAUUAAUUUAUGAUUGAGAAUGUAAGCUGCUUAAGGUUGAAUACUAAAAAUCACUUAUAUGCCAAAUCCUUUUUUUGCAUUCGAAAAAGUAUACGCUCACUAACAGAGUGGCGAGAUAGAAUUGCCGUAUCUUCUUAAACCAAUGUUUGAUCUGAUGAAAGAAUAUGAGCAGCAAAGCUCAGGGAUCGAGCUCUCUCCAGACUUGAAACUUGAGUCUGUCAUAAGUGAACUAAAACUAUUGCAAGAGUCAUUAGGCGACCAGCAGAGCCAAAUGGAAAACAAUGAGCAGUUUGCUCCUGUAAGAAGAACUUCUAAAAGACAUAGAACUAAUGCAUCAUAA
This is a messenger RNA of Blepharisma stoltei, 2442 nucleotides long. Lineage: Eukaryota; Ciliophora; Heterotrichea; Heterotrichida; Blepharismidae. The record is from the annotation of a GenBank genome assembly.